CUAGUUAGAUGUCUCUGCAUGAACCAACACUUGAUUGUCUGUCCUUAAAAAAAAAAAAGACACUUGAUUAUCUGCAGCAGCACCACCCCAUAAACCCAAAUCCUAAUUUUUUAAAGAAAAAAAGAAAAUCAGAAUGAAACCCAUAAAAUUCCCAUCUUUUUCCACUUCUUCUUGAUUAUCUUCUUGAUUAUUAGUAAUAUCUGAUUUUUUCACUUUUUUCUUCCUGUAAAAAACUCUCACUUUCUUGAGUUUUUAGGCCUCUCUAUUGAAUCAUUCAGCCUCAACCCACAAAAAUGAGAUGGGAAAAGUUGCAGGUAGAAGAAGGUGUUGGACCUGGGAAGAGGUGGGGCCACACCUGCAACGCCAUUAAAGGAGGGAAGCUUCUCUACGUUUUUGGAGGGUAUGGAAAAGAUAACUGUCAGACUAACAAAGUUCAUGUCUUUGACACAGUUUCUAGGACAUGGAAUGAGCCGGCGAUGAAUGGUGUACUACCUGCCCCGAGGGACAGCCACAGUUGUACCACAGUGGGAGAUAACCUUUUUGUAUUUGGGGGGACUGAUGGGAGAAGUCCUCUUGGCGAUUUGCAAAUAUUGGACACCUCAUCAAAUACAUGGAUCUCACCAAGUGUCAGAGGUGAUGGACCGGCACCUAGGGAAGGCCAUAGUGCAGCACUUAUUGGUAAAAGACUCUUCAUCUUUGGUGGAUGUGGCAAAUAUGAUGGUCUUGAAAAGUACUAUGAUGAUGUUUACAUAUUAAAUACAGAGACAUUUUUUUGGAAACGUGUUGAGCCAUCUGGUACUCCACCAAGUAAGCGAGAUAGUCAUACCUGUUCGUCUUGGAAGAAUAAAAUCAUUGUGAUUGGUGGUGAAGACGUUUCUGAUUACUAUCUGUCAGAUGUUCAUAUACUUGAUGCAGAUAGUCUUGUUUGGUGCAAGUUGAACACCACAGGCCAAUUGCUGCCACCUCGGGCUGGACAUACAACUGUUGCCUUGGGCAAGUACUUGUUUGUGUUUGGGGGUUUCUCUGAUGAGCAGAAUCUGUAUGAUGAUGUUUAUGUUCUUGAUAUGGAGAAUGGUGCAUGGACCAAAGUAAUGGCUACUGGUGAGGGUCCUUCUGCCAGAUUUUCCAUGGCUGGGGAAGUUUUGGAUCCAUAUAUGGGAGGUGUGCUUGUAUUCAUGGGUGGUUGCAAUAAGAAUCUUGAAGCUCUGGCAGAUAUGUAUUACUUAUACACAGGGCUGACUAGGGAAUAUGGGCGAGAAGAGAGAAGGCUGGAGAAGCUGUCUAUGAGGAAACAGCUGAAGUUGAGAUGUCAAGAACAAAAUCCUCUUGUAACAGCUGAGGGUAUUGCUGCUACUCACCAGCCUAUGCAUGUCACUAGUUAUGUCCAACCAAACUUACAGAACAUCCAUCAGAACCAAUACCAGACUGCUGGUGGGAAGAAGACAUUUGAAGCCAGGGUUACUAAAAGCUUUGCAGAUGGCUACACAAUUGAAACUUUUAUCGAUGGAAAGCCUCUUCACGGAUUAUUGUUUCGCAAUAAGCCAAUAAAUAGCAUGGAAGUCGAUGAUUCUACUAGGAAAGUAGCAGCUGUGGAAACUGAUGGAGCUACGGUAAAUGGUGAUCAAACCACAUCAAAUAUAACAAGACCCGUAGAGCAUAAAGUCAAAGAUGUUAUACAGGCACAUGGUGUGGUGCAGGAGAAUGCAUGUCCACCUGAGGCUCAGUUGGAAGCUGUUGCAACUGAAAUGAAGAUUCAAGAACCUGCUGAGGCUUUACUGUUCCUUGAGGUUGGAGCUGUAAAGCCUUCAGCAGCACUAGAUGUGAAAAUAAAGACUAAUGGGCUAAAUAAUUUGCCACACCCCAGCAGUGAGUUGCCAGAAGAUUGCGUUUCCACAGCAAAGGAAUGUGUGACUUGACCCUUAAACUAAGGACUUGUCAUCAAUCUUCCUCUGAUGAUGAGCGCACAAAGGAAGGCAUAAAGUUGCUGGAAGGGAGCUACUGAACUUGAUAUGGAUGCACGCAAGGGUGCUUAAGUUUAAUGAAAAAAGAGAAAAGGUUGAGAAGCUUAAAAACCAAAUUUAAAGAAAAUGCAGAACUCUUUGGGAAAUAAACAAUCCUUUGGGUGUUAGCUUUUAGGAUUAUUAUAAAGCAUACACCCAAUAAGGAAUUAUAGUAUAUUGAUAAAAUGUGUAUUCUUGUGACAGAAGUUUACUGCUAAUGACACUUUUCAAGGUUUCUGGAAUGACUGAAUGCCUCGAAUGAAAUGAUCAACAAGAAUAUCUUCUGCAGAGAUUCAAGUCAAACAUAUUUUUUUCUGCAUUACAGGCUAAUUAAUGCCUCUCAAACCUAUGUCUACCCUGAUGUCUGCUGACGAUAUCUUAAGUGGUUGUUAGACAUGAUAUUGUUGACUUGAGCAUUGUUGUAGACAAGUUUUACUCUCUGUAUACAGUUUGAAGAUGCCAGUGGCUUUGCAGUGAAACAAAGGAGAGAGAAAGAACACAACAGUUGUUGGCUGACUUGUAUUUUAGAAAAUGUUUAAUAGCUACAAACUGAAAUAGAGAUAUUUGAAGUAAUUCUAAGCAUACAGAUUAAAAUGUUUGAAACUUACAUGGCCGAGCUGAUACAUGUUUUGGCAUGUAAAUCCCUUCUAUAUUUGACAUUUUGGUCUGAAAGGUUUAAGUAAAGUUGCACCAUUU
This is a messenger RNA of Coffea eugenioides, 2696 nucleotides long. Its product is annotated as kelch domain-containing protein 3-like. The transcript is spliced from 11 exons. The coding region runs from base 294 to 1916 and encodes 540 amino acids. Gene Ontology annotation, molecular function: protein binding. Lineage: Eukaryota; Viridiplantae; Streptophyta; Magnoliopsida; Gentianales; Rubiaceae. The record is from RefSeq and is a predicted model, not a curated record.